AUGAAGCAUGGCCAAAACAUGAUCAUUGAUCUUGAUUCAUUGCGCUACAAUGAAGUUCUAAGGCCAGUAAUCGAAUGCCUCAAAUACUCGUCACUGGCUCAAGCGUUAACCAUGGUGGAAUCUGUUUCAUUUGUUCAUCUAUCGAAGGCUUACUCAUCUUCUCUCUACAACAAGGAAAAUGACAUCAUCUACUUCGAGGUUACUUCUCAAAAGACCUUGAUUACCAAGUCCCACUUCUGCAGACUUUUAGGGCUCACUUCAUCUAACGCUCUCGUGUAUCAAGAAUCGAUUUCCUCCACUAUCCUUAUCGAGAUGUUUUAUCAGAUGGGAUACACUGGAGACAUUGCUCUGCUGUCAAAGUUUAGUAAGCCCUUUCUUCCUCCAAUAUUUAAUGGGCUAUUUACUCUCCUAUUCAAAAGCUUUUUUGAACAAGUUGCAGGUUCAGACAACGCAAGUAUGUUGCUCUACACUCUUAUCUAUGGCCUCUACCAUGGUGUUGUUCUUGACUUUGGUGCAAUUUUAUGGAUCCACCUUAUUCAAAGCAGUGCCUCUGCCUCUUGCACACAUAAAUUUCUUGUUCACGAUUUUGGUCAGUCAUGGUCAAUCGAGCUCUAG
Lactuca saligna is the source of this 615-nucleotide messenger RNA. NCBI's taxonomy places the organism in Eukaryota, Viridiplantae, Streptophyta, Magnoliopsida, Asterales, Asteraceae. The record is from the annotation of a GenBank genome assembly.